Molecule: messenger RNA, 285 nt
Organism: Lactuca virosa
Lineage: Eukaryota; Viridiplantae; Streptophyta; Magnoliopsida; Asterales; Asteraceae
Source: the annotation of a GenBank genome assembly
AUGACAAAGAUAUGUUGUGUGGUUGUACUUUGUGCAUUCAUGGUGGUACUUAUAAGCCAAGUCCCCGUCAUGGAGGCAGCAAACUGCAACUACAUGGAGCUUGUGGUGUGUGCCGGAGCAAUCACAUCCCCUCAACCACCUUCCGGCGAUUGUUGCAAUAAGGUGAAGGAACAACAACCUUGCUUUUGUGGGUACCUGAGGAACCCCACACUUCGCCAGUAUGUUACUCCUGAGAAUGCUCGACGAGUUGCUAGAAAGUGUGGUGUUGCGAUCCCUAAUUGCUAG